Messenger RNA from Canariomyces notabilis, 1032 nucleotides. RefSeq lists its product as uncharacterized. Bases 431 to 829 code for a protein of 132 amino acids. The record is from RefSeq and is a predicted model, not a curated record. Gene Ontology annotation, biological process: late endosome to vacuole transport; protein transport; endosome transport via multivesicular body sorting pathway. The transcript has a single exon. Lineage: Eukaryota; Fungi; Ascomycota; Sordariomycetes; Sordariales; Chaetomiaceae. Gene Ontology annotation, cellular component: ESCRT III complex; multivesicular body.
UGGUGAUACAAGCACCCAUUCGACACCAUGGCAAACCGACAACUUGCCCGGGAUAUGCAAACAGAGUUUCAGGCGCGGGUACAUUUGCCCCUCAAUCUUGACCGUGACCCCGCGCUCGACGGCGAGCGUUGGGAUGUCUGGACAAGAGAUGCUGACGAUCGAACAGUUCAACGCCAAGCAAGCGAGACGCGAAGCACAGAAGGCAGCGAAGCAAGACAAUGAGCUAAAGAAGCAGAUUCAGAAUGUGGGUUCACCCCGGUCGUUAUCAUCAUAAGUCCCAACCCACCUCACCGCCGCAUUUUAAACUGACCGGAACGGCUCUCGAACAAACCAGCUCCUCAAAAAGGGCGAGACGGCACAAGCCGCGCAAAAGGCGCGCAUGCUUCUCGCGAAACAGGCGAUCGCGGCGCAGAUGGACCAGGCGGCCGACAUGGCGGAGCUGUCGCUGGCGCAGAUCCAGGCCAACAACGCCAUGAACCGCAUGACGCACAUGAUGGCGCAGUCGUCGCGGACCAUGCAGCGGGCGCAGCGCAGCGCGAAUCCGGAGCGGACUUUGCUCACGCUCGAGCAGUUCCGCGCCCAGAACGAGGAGUACGCCAUGUCCAACGGCAUCUACCAGGACGCCAUGACCCAGAAUACCAGUGUUCAGGUUAGUGAUGACGCGGUGCAUGAGUUGCUGGGCAAGUUAGCGGAUGAUGCGGGGUUGGAGCUGGGGAAGGAGUUGGGCCAGGCGACGACUAGUAAGGAGGACCCGGUGAAGGAGACGGUUGAGCCGAAUCCCGAGGUCGAGGAUGCGUUGCAGCAACGGUUGAGGGCGUUGAGGGCUUGAUAACUUAUGGCCGUGGGGGGUAUAGAGGGUGGCGGCUAAGAGGGGGUUUACAGAAGAGGAGGGUUUGCCAGGCUGGUCGGGGUAUACGGAUCAAGAGGGUAAAGCUACGAAGUCGAUGACAAUAUUGCAAAUGGGCACUUGGGGAUGCUGCGGAUGGGUCUCACACUUGGUCCCCAGCCCCGCUGGGAGGGCAUGACAUUUAU